Lachnellula hyalina is the source of this 1047-nucleotide messenger RNA. RefSeq names its product Fatty acid hydroxylase (gene vlmA). The transcript has a single exon. Bases 1 to 1047 code for a protein of 348 amino acids. Gene Ontology annotation, biological process: ergosterol biosynthetic process. The record is from RefSeq and is a predicted model, not a curated record. NCBI's taxonomy places the organism in Eukaryota, Fungi, Ascomycota, Leotiomycetes, Helotiales, Lachnaceae. Gene Ontology annotation, molecular function: iron ion binding; C-4 methylsterol oxidase activity.
AUGCAAGCAACCCGUAACUCCAAAGACUCCAUGACAUCCACCUGGCGCGAAGGCGACAAAACCGAAUGGACAAUCCAUCACUGGAUGUACGAAGUCCUCGGAAUUCACCCUACCACCAUCGGCAAACCCAUCCCAGUGCACAGCAAAGACGACAAGAUCCCCUUUGUCCCCAAUUGGACCCACCAGCGCUGGGUGCUUGUCCACGCAUUCAUCCCACUCGCCCUGCAACAAAUCUAUAUCUACUACACAGGCCACAACUUCUCAUCGAUAGCAGCGUUUUUCUUCUACACCAUUGCCCUAAAAGCUAUCGCCAUAAAAGAACUUCAACUACUGCGUCGUCAGGGUCACAUGUAUGGGUUCCUAGACGGCGACGCUCAUCCGCGCGACCAAGUUCCCGACCACAGUGUGCUGAAAGCCCUGCGCUCCCUAUCCAUCACCUCCGCCAUCCGGCCGCUCUUCACCAUAAUCCUCACCUACCAUACCGCUCUCGGCCCCUCAUCGAUAAACUGGUUAUUCCUGCCUUUAGAGAUAGGACUGUACCAAAUCGUGCUCGAUUUCUGGUUUUACUGGUACCAUAGACUUAUGCACGAGGUAGAGGGAUUGUGGAAAUACCACCGCACGCACCACCUGACCAAACACCCGAACGCCCUGCUCACGCUGUACGCAGACCACGAGCAAGAGUUCUUCGACAUAGCCGGGAUCCCACUGCUCGCGUACUUCAGCAUGCGGGUGCUCGGCAUGCCGAUGGGGUUCUACGAGUGGUGGGUAUGUCAGCAAUACGUGAUAUACACGGAACUGGCCGGACAUAGUGGACUACGCUUGUAUUCGACGCCGCCUAGUACGCUGCACUGGCUGCUGAGGAUGUGGGGGCUGGAUUUGGUGAUUGAGGACCAUGAUUUGCAUCAUAGAAGGGGCUGGAAGAAGAGCGGGAAUUAUGGGAAGCAGACUAGAGUUUGGGAUAAGGUGUUUGGGACGAUGGGGGAGAGGAUUGAGAGUACGAAAGAUAAGAUUGAUUAUGGGAAUACGGUUAGUAUGCCGAUGUGGUGA